Ramularia collo-cygni is the source of this 339-nucleotide messenger RNA. RefSeq lists its product as uncharacterized. The record is from RefSeq and is a predicted model, not a curated record. Bases 1 to 339 code for a protein of 112 amino acids. The transcript has a single exon. Lineage: Eukaryota; Fungi; Ascomycota; Dothideomycetes; Mycosphaerellales; Mycosphaerellaceae.
AUGCUUCGAAAACCAACUCCUCUAGGCCCAAACCUCCUCCCAUCAUCCACCAUCAAGAUCGUCGAUAGGUAUCUUCAAAAGAAAACUCCCGAAACUCCACUACCUACGAAGUCACGCAUCAUCAACAUUCUCACAUCCGAUCUCGGCAUCAACAAUUCUCCUCCCGACAUCGUCCCCACCACCAACCUCCACAAMCCUCCAGAGAGAAAAAAAGUAUUACGCACAAAAGCCCCGAUAGCCUACCCUCUGGACUCAAGAAACAAUCGAGAUCCCCCGCCACUAACACAAGAAAUGCCACAAGACCAGGACCAGCAGAUCUCUCUCGGCUAUCAUCGGUGA